UUUGAAACUCCGCCUUCCGUCUCCUCACGCGCCACCUUCUCAAUACUCUUUUUUUUUUUCCGCCCUUUACAAAUACCCAAAUCCAACCCUCUCACUCCCACUCCCCAUCUCCCUCUACGAGAUUCAGAUUUCUCCGAGAGUUAGAGAUCUCUCUCCAUUCUUUCUACCGCUUAAUUCUAAUGCGACCCAGAUUUAGAGAUUCAUACACCAAUAUGGAGUCUCUUCCUGAUGCGAUCCUUCAGUACAUUCUCUCCAACCUGACCGAAGCGAAGGAUGUGGCUGCCUGCAACUGCGUCUCCAAGCGGUGGAAAGAGUCAACGGACUCCGUCAAGCGCGUUAACUUCCCCAGGAACUCAUUCGAAAGCAUCCCGGAGACUGAUGAUUCCGACGCCAUCGUUCUGAAGAUGGUCUCGUCUUUCCGCCGUCUGGAGGAGCUUGUGGUCCUUAGCCCGUUCUCUAGCAAAGGCCUAGCAUCUUGGAUGUCGCACGUCAGUCAAUCUCUCAGGCUACUGGAGCUAAGAAUGGAUAAUCUCGCUAGCGAAGAGGCUAUUAAAGAGGGGCCCUUGAAGCUUGAUUGCGUCGGCUUGGCCAAGAGUUUGGAGACUUUGAAGCUUUGGGGUGUUUUGAUGUUGAGCAUUCCUAAGUGGGAUACGUUCCCAAACCUUCGCAGCCUCGAAAUAGUGGGAGCAAGGUUGGACGAUUCCACGUUGUGUAGUGCUCUACGUGCAUGCCCGAAUCUGAGUAACUUGCUUCUGCUAGCUUGUGAAGGAGUUAAAUCCAUAUCGAUCAAGCUUCCGAACUUGGAGCACUGUAAGCUGGAUUUCUAUGGACAAGGUAACAGCUUGCUCUCCCUCACGAGCCCGAGAAUAGUGUCCCUUGAUGUACAAGGCUGUAGCUGGAUCAGUGUCCCUGAAACCAGAUUCUUAAAGAGCUUAUCCAUCGCCAACAUUGCUGGGAGAGUUUACAUGGUAGAUUUCCGUAACCUUUCAUCGCUUGAGGCCCUGUCAAUUCGAGCCGUACAAUGGUGUUGGGAUGCACUAUCCAUAAUGCUGCAGCAAGCAAGAGACGUGAAGCAUCUCUUUAUGAAGGUCGAAUUCACAGGCAAUGACACCCUUCAACCUUUCCCUGAGAUUGAUUUUGUCGAGUUCUUCAAUAACCACCCCAAGCUUCAAAAAUUCGACAUCCAUGGAGCAAUGUUCGCUGCACUUUGCCAGAAAAACAGUCUCAAGAAGCUUGAGACAGGAUUUGCAAUACCGUGUCUGGAGGAAGUUGUUAUCACAGUGAGAUCUCCACUGAACGCAGAACAGAAGAUGAACACUCUUGAAUCGCUUGUGAAAUACGCGAAAGGUCUGAAGCGAAUGGUGAUUAGAGUUCUUCAGAUGAAGAGCAACCACAGCAGUGCAGAUGAUUUCUGCGAUGAUAUCUGCAAGUUCCGGUACAUGAAUAUGCCUCUUGUUCAAAUAGAAUGAAAUAUUUUUUUUGCUGUUAAUCAAUAUUUCGGCCAUUGAUUUCUGAUUCUAUUUCUGUUAGCUCACCAUUUCUUGUUUGAGAAAUUUUUGUUUCCUGAUUCAUUGUGAUUGUCAUGAACUUGUGACUCUGAUUCCGACAACGUUUCGAAACUUUUCCCAGUUGUCUUUUAAUCAAUUAAUUAUGGACACAUUUCUUAAUUUAGUUUUCUUGUUAGUA
Molecule: messenger RNA, 1686 nt
Organism: Thlaspi arvense
Lineage: Eukaryota; Viridiplantae; Streptophyta; Magnoliopsida; Brassicales; Brassicaceae
Source: the annotation of a GenBank genome assembly